Molecule: messenger RNA, 2866 nt
Organism: Carcharodon carcharias (great white shark)
Lineage: Eukaryota; Metazoa; Chordata; Chondrichthyes; Lamniformes; Lamnidae
Gene: rab5if
Product: RAB5 interacting factor
Exons: 4
Coding region: 119-496 (125 amino acids)
Biological process (GO): mitochondrial respirasome assembly
Source: RefSeq, a predicted model, not a curated record
UCCGCGGUCGCGCAUGCGCCGAUGUGGGCGCCCGCUGUUGGAGUGGAGUCGGCUUGGCUGGUGGAGCGCGGGACUGUCGGGGAGGGUUUUCGAGUGAGGCGCCGGGGGUGACAGGAUAAUGAGCGGGGGCAAGUCGAGAGAAUACCUCCUGGCCAAUGGCGGCGUGAAAGUAUCCGUCUGGAGUAAAGUGCUGAAGAGUAACGCGGCCUGGGAAGACAAGGAUGAGUUUCUGGAUGUGAUCUACUGGUUUCGACAAAUAAUUGCAAUUAUUUUAGGUGUUAUCUGGGGAGUUGUUCCACUUAAAGGAUUCUUGGGAAUAGCAAUAUUUUGUCUCAUCAAUGCUGGGCUUCUGUACCUCUACUUUAGCAGUUUUCAGCAAGUAGACGAGGAAGAGUAUGGAGGAACAUGGGAACUAACAAAAGAGGGAUUCAUGACAUCUUUUGCAUUGUUUUUGGUUGUUUGGAUAAUUUUUUACACUGCAAUCCACUUUGAUUAAUGAUUGGAAAAGGCUGUCUGAACCUGUCAAGUUUUAAAUUGCGAAAGGAGGGAAAUGAAAACACUUUUAACUGUGUUUACAUUAUAAAAACUGGCAUAGUUCAGAAUUUUUUGUGCCAUCAAAUCACGGGACCUGUGAAGAAACCUUGGGAUAUCUUGCAGCAAGCAGGAUUCCCACUGAGGCUGUUUUAAUGUCUGCAAUAAUGUACGGAACAUCCCAGGAACCUUAAAAGACAUGGAUCUCUGUUUUAAGACUGUUUUAAGAGCUACAGCAGCGUUGAAAGUCUGACGCCAACCAUGUCAAAGUGCAGCUUCCCAGUGUCAAGCCCUCUAAUGUCGGUACUCUUGUUGUUAGUAUCUGUUUUAAUUUAACAAAUGUAAAUUACUUGUAGAAUUGGAGAUGAAACAUUAAUUUUUGACUUGUACAUCUUUCAGAGUUUGUAUUUCAGACUUUAUAAUGGAAAAUGAUUGCACCUUUGGGUGGCAUUAAAGUUACAAACCAAGACUGUUUUGUACCUGCUUCAGCCAGCAUUUCAAAACUUCACUCACCUGACAAGGUUCAAUACCCGGGCCAGAUUUCAAGUUUCUCACCCUGGUUUCUAUUCAUGUCUUCCUCUUUUGAUUUUUUUUUAGUUCUAAUAUAUAUAUCUGACAAUGUGGAUAGAUAUUAGGCACUUUGCUUUUGGUGUACAGUAUUUCCAAAACUUUGAAACCACCUAUCUUUCUCUGACAGCAAAAUACAUCUGAACGUUAAUGGACAGAAAAAAGACAUUCUGGUCCGUCCAGCCUGAUUCGUAAUUGUGAUACCUUAUGCAUCACAAGACCUGCAAUCCCCAUUACAUUAAAAUAAACCGUGACUUCCUGGGAGAGGUGCAAAAUUGUAUUUUAAAACCCAGGUAAAUUUGGGGAGAGAAAGUCUAGGAAAUCCCUCUCCAACCCCUCCUACCUGAUCAAAACUAGCUCAGGAGUUCACUUUGGCCUUGAUAAUUCCUUGCAGUGCCUCCCUUUUGUAAGAGGUAAUCUCUGCCCCAGCUAGAAACAGUUCCAACUCACUUGAAGGAAUUCAGUGAAUUGGUGUCCACCAUACAAGUUGGCAGCAUGUUACAGAGCUCCACUUUUCUGUGGCAAAAGAACCCCUUCCUAACCAAGAACUGGCCCUAUACAUCUUAAAAUUGUGACCACUGGUCCUUUCCUACCUAUUUAAUUGGAACAAACUGCCAGCUCCCAAACAGUCUAUUCCCUGCAUCAUCUUAGAAACCUCAAUCAGAUUGCUUGGUAUCUGUACUUCUCUAAAGUGGAAUCUCAAUUUUUUCAGUUUCUCGUGAUAACAAAAUAUAUUUUAAUAUUUUUAACUGCAAAACUUUAUAAAUGAGACAUUGUAAUGGGACCAGUAGAUAUGGAAUAUGAGUGAUCCACUAGAUUGUAUUUUUGCUGAAGGACAGUGUAGUCGGUGCUGUACUUGCACAUAGAACUAGAGGUGAUUAAAAUGUUAUUUAAAUAAUCUUACAAGAUCAUAGCUAUAUCUCUGAAUGUUUAAAUGCUGCUUGCACCUGGGUGUUAUAGUCAGUAUUCUUAUUGCUAUGGCCCAUUUUCUUCUUACAAAAUCUGCGGGUCUGCAGACUUUUCUCCAGUGUUGCAUUCUGAUGAUGUGGCCUGUGUUUCAACUGACGACUCUGGGUUUGCUGCAAUCACUGAAACAAACUUUGCUGUAUUUUUUUUUCUCGUUUCAUUCAGUUUGAUGUACAGCUAGAAUAGUUAGCAAUGUUCAAAUGAUCUGGAGAUUUUUUUUGAAGACUGAUGGGCAAGUUGUGGGUGGAAGUCUUAAGGCAGCUGUCUCCAAUAAAUUCAGCACCCACCUGGAGCUGUCCUUGCUGUCCAGGGACUGAAAAUGUGAAGAAUGGAAGCAUUUAAUUUGGGCAAGAGAAGUGGAAAGAAUUAUGGGUUGUGCUUUGUCCAUGUUUGCCACUGACCUCUGCCAUGGUGGCACUACUGGAUGCAAUGUGCGAGAAAUUGAUGUUUCACCAUGGAUUUGAGUUUAAGCAGACUGUUGAUUGCACCUAAGUUGGAGUUUGAACCACAGCUAUGAUGGUCAUCUGAGCUGUCUUACAUUCAUUGGGUACAUUGCAGCAAUUCUGUGCGGCAUUGUGUGCAGUAGGGAGUGCCAUUUUGGGAGAAGAGGACAGCCAUAUCCUUCAAGAAGAACAUAGCUUCUGGUUCAGUGUGGUGGAACCAUGUUGAUCACUGAUGUAGAGGCCUUGCAAAGACAAGUGGGGAAAUAUUCUAUUCAAUUUAAAGACAUUCUUGCACAUUGUAUCCUGUCUUGAGCAUGAACAUAGUGUAUAUAUCAAAAUAAAAAUACAAUUUACUUUGA